AUGAACGCGCUCAAGGCUGGAGACCAUGUUUUUUUUCGCCAUCCAGAACACUCCUGGCUUUGUGGAGUAGUUGAAAGUAUCGUUAAAGGAGGAAUUGUUUGCGUCACAAAGGAUUCAUUGAGAAGAGAAGCCACUCAAAACGAAAUAAUCACAAUAAAAAAUCCUGAAGACGUAGAACCACUUUAUGGAGAAUCCCUCAAUGACACCCCAGACGACUUACUUGAUCUUACCGUUCUUCACGAAACAACUUUAUUGAGAUGCCUUUAUAUGCGUUACAUGAAUGACGUGGUCUAUACCAAUAUCGGUGCAAUAGUGGUGGCGCUAAAUCCAUUUACUUUUGCUAUCCCAUGGUAUAAGGACAGUGAAAUGCAAAAAUAUUUAAAUGCGGGUCGUAGUUUGAGUGUUUCUGGUAUGCCCUCAAAUUUAUUGCCACACACAUGGGCUCAAGCACAUGUCACUUACUAUGAGAUGGUGGACAGUCAGGAAAACCAAUGCAUUAUCGUUUCCGGUGAAUCUGGAGCUGGGAAAACAGAAGCAACAAAAAUAGUUCUAAAUUAUUUGGGCGUUGUUUCAUCACUGAAUGGAAGCAAAUUAGAACAAGAAGCUGCCCGGGGUGUUGGUGAAAAGUUGGUUGCAUGUUCGCCUAUUUUGGAGUGCUUUGGAAAUGCGAAAACUGUGAAGAACGACAAUAGCUCUCGGUUUGGCAAAUUCAUGAAAGUAAAAUUUAACGCCAAACACGUUGUUGUUGGCGCUGAAAACAUAAAGUAUCUUCUUGAAAAAAGUCGUGUUGUAUCUGCUGCUCAGGGCGAGCGCGUAUUCCACUCAUUUUAUCUAUUGGCCCGUGCUCAAGGGAGUAUGGCACGUGUCCUUGGUCUUGAGCAUGAGAAACAAUAUACGUCCCUUUCUUCAGGGGGGACAAUGAAUAAUAGUGAGUAUAACUCUGAAAAAGACUUUAAUGACGUUUGUCGGGCCAUGUCUAUUGUUGGGAUGACAGAUGUCGAGCUUAUCUCUGUCUGGCGUGUGACAGCAGCUGUAAUGACAUUACUUAAUGUUCGGUUUCUUCCAGAAGAAGAUGGCUGUUCUAUUGAUCCAAAAACCAUGAAAUAUACCAAAAAGGCUGUCCAAUUGCUUGAUGUAUGUGAAGAUGAUCUUGUACAUGAACUUCUGACUAGUACUCGUGCACUUCCCGACAAUGAGUUUGCUUUAAAGAAAAACGACGUUGUGGCAGCUGUCGACAUCCGUGAUGCCAUGUGUAAACAUUUGUAUGAUGGUGUUUUUGGCUGGAUUGUUGACCGCUGCAAUGACUUGUGUAAUGUGGAAAACGAUGGUAAUUGGAUUGGUUUGCUGGAUAUUUUUGGAUUUGAGAACUUUAAUAAGAACUCCUUUGAACAGCUUUGUAUCAAUAUGACGAAUGAGCAGCUUCAGUAUCAUUAUAACCUGCACAUAUUUAAGCGUGAUAUGGACGAAUGUAGAAUGGAGGGGGUGGAUGUGACAGAUAUUAAGUUUACUGAUAAUACAGGCUGUUUAAAACUGCUUACCGCACAGGGCGGCAUUUUUCCUCUUCUUGAUGAAUGUUGUUGGUUUGGAGGAGGAACGGACCUUGGAUUUUUAGAAAAAGUGGUGCAUACUCAUGAAUCCAACUCCUUUUUUAAGAAGGAACGUGUCUCUGGGGAAACUUUUUGUGUGCGUCACUAUGCAGCGGAUGUCACGUACAACGUAUUUGGUUGGGUUGAAAAAAAUAGAGAUACUCUUAAAGAUUCCAUUAAGUCCAUUGUACGAGCUAGCGGUGAUCGCGUAAUUGCAAGCUGCCUUCCAGCACCCAUCCCCUUAUCGGAGCGGAAAAAGGGAGGUAAAGCUUUUACUGUGGGUGGUUUUUUUUGUAAUCAGCUGAGAGUUCUUAUGGAUUUAAUUGGCGAGACGAAUCCACAUUGGAUUCGGUGUAUUAAGCCCCAUCCUGAUAAAAAACCCAGAAUGUUUUACGGUAGGGAAGUCAUGGGACAACUGGAGUCAAGUGGUGUUCUUGCCACAGUGAAGCUUCGAAAAGCCGGAUAUCCAGUACGUAUUCCACGAGCUUUGUUCUGCCGGAAUUAUCGAAUGUGUACAUCUGUGGUUACGAAAGACGAAAAGGAAUUUAUACAGCAUGUACUCCAAAUGGCUCAAAUACGCAUGCCUUCUCUGGCUCAAAUAGGCAAAACUAAGGUUUUUCUUAAGGCAGAGGGUUUUAAAUUGCUAGAAAGGUUGAGGGACCGGCAUUUGCUUUGUACAUCACUGAUUAUUCAGCGAAUUGCUCGGGGAUACUUAACGCGGCGCGGGGUAUAUGACAUCUUUUUACUGUUCCACAAGGUCGAAAUCGCGCGGAAAAACUUGGAUAAGGCGUCAAAAGAUAUGCAUUUGCAGGAAGCGGACCUUCGACAUUCAUACGAGCUCGAGGAAGACACGUCGUGGAAACUCAUAAAAGAAUUAGAAGCCGAAAGUCGAGUUUACCAAGAGACAAUUGAAACUGCAGAGCGAGAGCGUCGUCGGAAAGCAAUUGAAGAUGAGCGUCGACGAGUUGAAGAGGCGAGGCGUAUAGAAGAAUUGCGCCGUAGAGCCGCUAUUUGUAUUCAACGUCACGUCCGAGGUGAGCUUGUACGCAUUCGCUUGUAUCGACAACUAUUGGAGGAGCGGCGCGCUUCUUUGGAAUAUGAGCGUGAACUUGCCUGUGGGGCAGAGCGAAGAGAGGCGCGGGCUCUGGAUGCUCAACGGAUCACAGAUGAAAAGUCAUGGACGCAAUGGCUAAGCUCCAUGGAUUAUCUUAGGGGCAAGAAGAGGCAGGAGGAGCAACGGUUGUUGGAGAAGAAAUUACAGAAAACACGUAUUCAGAUUCGUGAAUUAGUGCGAAAAGAGGACCGCAUGCGGCUAAACAUUGAGGUGGAACAAACUGACGCGUUUUUUGAGUUAUUUUCUCAGCACCAGUAUAUUAGCUCACAUUACAUGAAAGUUGCGGCUGAACGACGGCGAAGAAUGGAGAAGUUGCAAUUAAAGACCCCGGUAGUAUUGCGGCCGCAGUCUGCCGGAAUGAAAGCCAGGGCUAAUAGAAGUGCAGCUGCGGACGCACGCAUUAAUAGGGCAAUCACCGAUUUUGCGCUUUCCCGAGCUCGAUCAUACGAGGAAAAACGGGAAAGUCAAAGCCCUGGUGUCGCACCAGAUCGUUUCUCAUCCAACGCAUCGAAGGAAAGUUCCAUUUUUAGUCACGUGCAAAGAAAUUGGCUUCGACAGCAGGAAUGGAUGAGGAUUGGGGAUGUGGGUCAAGCUUCGGAGAAUUAUUCGAGGUUAUCCGUAGCACAAAGUGCAGAAGACACUCAAUACAGUGGCCCUUAUCGAACGAUAGAGGCGUCGUUGCAUUCCUUUUCGCCUUCAAACAACGGGAAUUCACAUUCUACACUGCCUUCAAUGAGUGGGUUUGACAGAAGGAGUAAAAUGGAUCCCUCGCGAAGUUCAUAUGAAACUGAGGUGAGGAUGAAUAAGAAAAAGAUUCCCGUAGAUUGGGAUAGCGUCUUUGGAUCAGAGCAAUAA
This is a messenger RNA of Trypanosoma cruzi, 3555 nucleotides long. RefSeq names its product myosin heavy chain, putative. Gene Ontology annotation, biological process: actin filament organization; vesicle transport along actin filament. Lineage: Eukaryota; Euglenozoa; Kinetoplastea; Trypanosomatida; Trypanosomatidae. Gene Ontology annotation, cellular component: myosin complex; vesicle; actin cytoskeleton. The coding region runs from base 1 to 3555 and encodes 1184 amino acids. Gene Ontology annotation, molecular function: ATP binding; microfilament motor activity; actin filament binding. The transcript has a single exon. The record is from RefSeq and is a predicted model, not a curated record.